Messenger RNA from Diachasmimorpha longicaudata, 18410 nucleotides. RefSeq names its product histone-lysine N-methyltransferase 2C-like. The transcript has 15 exons. Bases 865 to 17727 code for a protein of 5620 amino acids. Gene Ontology annotation, biological process: positive regulation of transcription by RNA polymerase II. Gene Ontology annotation, molecular function: histone binding; histone H3K4 methyltransferase activity; transcription coactivator activity. The record is from RefSeq and is a predicted model, not a curated record. Lineage: Eukaryota; Metazoa; Arthropoda; Insecta; Hymenoptera; Braconidae. Gene Ontology annotation, cellular component: nucleus; MLL3/4 complex.
ACCCCGUGUGUGUUUAUAGCCUACAAACCCUGACAUAGCAAUGGCGUUUCUCUCUCUCACGACCCCCGAGAUCCUCACAAACCCAUAAAUCCUCAUUAAAAUUGGAAUAACGAUUGUUCAUCAUACAAAUGACAUGAACCAAUGUCUCUGGACAGUAAUUAGCUCCUGCAAAUUCACGCCCAAGUGUUUUACCACGUCGUUGGGGCAUUACCUGUGUACAUGUACCAUUACCACAAGUGUGUUAGUGGCAGUACGCCCGUGUUACCUCUUCAAUUUCCCCCAGAAACCGUGCGGCACGCCAUCCUCCACUGAAAAUCGUGUUCACCGAGUGCCUCGGUAGUGCUUCCAGAGGCUUAAAAAACCUCCACCACUCGGUUAAUCCCCCACCUCAUAUACUCAUUAACACUAACAAGCUAUUGUGAAAAAAAAACACAUAUACACACAAAUAUACGUGACUCCGGGUUGUAAUUGUUAAGUUUGGGCGAUUUUCGUUGGAUUUUUUACACCGCGUGGAUGAGCCGGUGGAAUAUCAAGGUGUUUUAUUGCCUCCUGGGGGAUCCACGCCCUUCUCCAAUACCCAGUGAACACUCCCGUCUUCCCCAAGACUUCGAUAAUUGAGGGAAAAUUGUUCCACUUGUGAAUUAACGCUCUGACAUUCCUCACUUCCGCCUUUUUCUUCCAAUUAUUUUUUAUUCACUCCAAUUUGUUAUGGACGAGUGAAUAAUUAUUUCCACUCAGAUGUCGGAGUUUUUGAUUCAGGAAGUGUUGCUGAUGUUUGGGGGAAUAUAUUAUCGAAAUGAAAAGAAGGAGAAAAUUCAUGCUGGGAUGAAAUAAUAAAGAGACACAGAGUCCUAGUGGGCUGCCAUGGACGAUGAAGAGCGUCUUGAGGGUGAGGAGGAAAUGGAGCUUGACGAGGCUUCCGACGGUGAGGACGAUGACGAGGAGGCCAUUGGCAUACCAAUCUCACCGGCUAACUCUGAUCAACUUUUCACUAGUGUUCCAGUUACUCCAGGCAAUGUUUUUUAUCCAGUUACCCCAGAGGAGCCAUUCGAUCCUCUACGUUAUCAAAAAUUUCCCCUGCCAGGAGGCAAACCAUUGAGUAUACGUCGAGGUCCUGGGAGGCCGAGAAAAGAGCGACCCCCAGGAGGUACUUCAGUUCGUGGACUGGGAGCUCGCAGACCAUUUGGCAGAGGCUCAACACGUGGUAAAGGCCUGGGUUAUGCUCGCGGUGGAAUACGCAGAACAAAGAGCAAGGAUGACGAUACGCAUUCAGAGUCACAGAGUCCUCUUAGGCUAGGUGAUGAUCCGGGUGUUGAGGGAGAGUCUUCGGGCAUCGACAGAUCAAUGCCAGCGCCAGAAGAGCCACCCUAUGUACCGGAAAAAUGGCCAGGAAAGGUGUGUGCAUUUUGUAAUCUCGGUGAACGCAGUCAACUUGGUCAGGGUGAGUUACUCCAGCUCACCUAUCCUGUUGGUUUCGUACCCGAGAAAAAUGCUAAUCGUGAGGAGACAGCCGAUCUUCUCAUGGACGUGUCUUCCACCGGUGACAAGAGUCCGCGUGGUGUCGGCCCUGGAGCUGUCACCUGUCGACGACAAAAGAGCCUGGCUAAAUGCAGAAAUCCUAGUCUUACUAAUUUCACUGAACCAGUGGAAGAAUUAACUAUUGUUGGCUACUCAGAGGAGCCUGAUAUUGGAUUACUCUUUGAAGCAACUGGAAUUUAUUAUGUACAUAAAUCGUGCGCUAUUUGGUCGAGCGCUAGUAGAGAUAUCAUCACAGAGAGCAUAAGCCAAGCGAUUGUUGAUGCAUCGUCUCGUCGUUGUGCAUAUUGCUCGCAUUAUGGUGCCGGUAUACCCUGCAAAGUGGGCUCGUGCAAUCGUUAUUUCCACUUUCCCUGUGCAGCAGCCUCCUCGUGUUUCCAGGAUACAAAGAGCCUCUCCCUAUUCUGCAAACAGCAUUUGGGCCAAGUGCCUCUUCUCCUCAACACCGACAUUGCUUGUAUGCAAUGUUAUGGAAUGGGUGAUGUCUCGAAUCUGGUUAUGUGCACAGUUUGCGGUCAACACUACCAUGGAGCCUGCUUGGGACUGGCACUUCAUCCGGGUGUUCGAGCAGGUUGGCAGUGUGCCCCCUGUCGAGUCUGCCAAGUUUGUCGUCAACCAGACCAAGUAUCGAAAGUGAUGCUCUGCGAACAGUGCGCCAAGGCUUAUCAUCCAGGUUGCCUUCGUCCCAUUGUCACGUCCAUUCCCAAAUAUGGCUGGAAGUGCAAGUGCUGCCGAGUCUGCGGUGAUUGUGGCUCAAGAACUCCAGGAGCUGGACUGUCAUCCCGCUGGCAUUCCAAUUUCACUGUCUGCGACUCGUGUUAUCAACAGAGAAACAAAGGAUUUUUCUGUCCAAUAUGCAAACGGGCUUAUCGAGCUGCUGCCUACAGGGAGAUGGUUCAAUGUACUGGCUGCAAGAAAUUUGUCCAUGGCACUUGUGACGCUGAAGCUGAUCCCCUUACCUAUCAGCAACGGAAGGAAGCCAAACCCGAUUACGAGUACGUUUGUACAAACUGCAAAACUCAAGCACUGACUAAACGAAAGGACAACAUCGAGGACUACUGCGGUGACUCCUCCCUUACCGCAUCACAAGAAAGUUUAUAUGGGGAUGGAGAUUCAUCUGAGUUUGAUUAUACUGCUGAUGACGCAUUGUGCAUGGGUUUGGGCAAGGGUAAACCAUUUUGUGCUUCGAAAAUUGCGAAAAAGAGGUUGGGACUUGCAGGUAUUGUGGGAAGGCCCAAAGGUGUUGGCAAAUUGGGCUAUCAGAAGCGUCAAAAAUUGAAUGAAUUUGGGAGAAAGAGAGGUCCAAAAGCCAAGAUGAGAGGUAUCUUUGGGGUGCCUGGUGUUGGCCUACAAAAACCCCAAUCAGAUUCGUCGAAGGAGGAAGAGCCCGGUGUGGAGAAUAGACUAGUGUUAUGCUCAGCAAAGGACAAGUUUGUCUUAACCCAAGACAUUUGUGUUAUGUGUGGAGCAAUUGGCACUGACUCAGAGGGUUGUUUGAUAGCUUGUGCUCAGUGUGGACAGUGUUAUCAUCCUUACUGUGCUAAUGUUAAAGUGACAAAAGUUAUAUUGCAAAAGGGAUGGAGAUGUUUGGAUUGCACUGUUUGUGAGGGCUGUGGUGAGAGACAUGACGAGGGACGUCUUAUUCUGUGUGAUGAUUGUGACAUAAGUUAUCAUAUUUACUGUAUGGAUCCACCACUAGACUACGUGCCUCAUGGUACAUGGAAGUGCAAGUGGUGUGCAUUGUGUCAGACUUGUGGCUCAAAUGAUCCAGGCUUUAAUAGCAGUUGGCAAAAAAAUUAUACCCAAUGUGGGCCCUGUGCAUCGCAUUCAGCUUGUGCCUCGUGUCAGGAGCCCUAUAACGAGGGUGAUUUGAUUAUUCAAUGUGUACAGUGUGAAAGAUGGCUGCAUUGUGGUUGCGAUCAUAUUAAGACUGAGGCAGACGCUGAGAAAUGCGCUGAGGAGGGAUACAAUUGUAUUUUGUGCAGACCGAGGGAUGUUCCACCACCACAUAUCCUAUGUAAUCUACCCAAACCACAGUUGCAUAAGUAUCCAAGAUCACCACCACCACCCCCACUUGUACGAAGCCCAGAACUUUAUAAACCAUCGACCCAACAGUAUUUAGUUGAUGGAGUUUAUCUUUCUGAAGCUGGUAUGCAUCAUAUCAAGUCAUUGACUUUUGAGCAACAGCAGACAAGAAAGAAGAGGCGAAAAAUGCUGCCUGUUAUUGAUAAGGAUGCGGAUAUUAUGGCCACCAUUGAGUCUGUUGUGGCUGGAAGUAGUUUAGAUAAUUCUUUGGAGGAGAACGGCAAACACAUGGAUGUUGACGUGAAGAAUGAACCUGAUGAAGUUUUGAAGGAGGGCAUGGUAUGGACACAUGGUGAUCAACCACCGCCCGAGGGCUACAGUCUCUAUACAACUGAAAAUGGAAUUUCGGUGUUGAGGAGAAAACGACAGAGAAAUCUUCAGAAACUUGGAAUUGGGGGAUUUGUUGUGAGACUGAGAGGAACGAGAAAAGAUAAAGAGCAUGAGGGUGAGCCGGAUAAGCCGGUUGAAGGGGGCGCUAUGUCUUUGAGUGAUGACAAACCCAAGAAGAAGGGUCAGAGGAAGAAACAACAGCCGAAAUUGGCUGAAAGUUUUCCACUCUAUAUGCAGGAGGCCUUCUUCGGAAAAGAACUGAUGGAUGUCACCAAAGACAGAGAUCUCAAGAGCAGCAGUGAUUCGGAUAGUGAGAGAAAUGUGUUAGGCAAUGGUGAUACAAUACAAUUAUCCCAGGAUGAGUUGAAAGCUAUUGAACAGGUCAAAGCAAAGAAUGCCAAAGAGGAUCAGCAGGAGUGCAAAGUACCCAAUGACACCUUGGUCAAAAGGGAGGAAAUUAUGGAUGAUGAUGCCAGUGAUACCGAGGCACUUGGUGAUAUUUUACCCAUUUCCACCGAUUUACUUGAUACUGAUGAGCUUGUUAACACUAUUAUGAAUGAGCCUGAUGAAGAUCUGGCGGUUAAAGCUAGUGAAGCACUCGAUGAGCUUGAUGAUCCACCUGGACAGAGUAGAGAUGAAUUGACGGAUAUUCUCAGUCCUCAUUUUAAUCUGGAGUCCAUGGUGAGAGACACAGGGCUCCCCAAUAUGGACAGCAAAGAUGUUGAAGAGAUAUUCAAGGGGGUGCUCACUGAUGAAUCUCAAGAAUCUCAAGAAUCGUCAGUAUUUCCCAUUCAGGCGCAAACUCCUCGUACUCCUUCCACCACAACACCACUGGUGUCACCAUCACCCCAUCCUAAUUUGCCGACAACAAUUCCACUUGGGAGGCCACAAGUACCUGGCUCACUUCCACCUGUGGCACAAUCCAAUCUUAACUCACCCAUGAGCUUCCCACCGCCAUCGCCUUAUCACUCUGAGUACAGCAAUAGUCCACAAUUUAGUCCUGCUUUCUCGGAACCACCGAGUCCCUGGAUCAAUCCUGAUGAGGAGGGAUCAGGGGGACCAGUUGCAGUAGCCACUGGUAAACAGGGGAACAAUGCCAAAAUGUUCCAAGAUGAAAAAUUGGGUGCUGAAGCUACUAUUUCAUCAGUUCUGUAUGCCAAUAUGAAUCAUCCCGAGUGGAAGGAAGAAUUUCCAUCAUGGCCGGAGAGAUGUAAACAAAUUCUCAAAAAGUGGCGGGCUCUGCCGAAUGAAACUAAAGCCCCAUACUUGACACAGGCUCGUGACAAUCGAGCGACAGUACGCAUGAAGAAGACUCAACAGAUAUCCAAGGAUAUACCAAGCACGAUCCAAGUAACAGCAACAAGUUCACCCAACAUCAUGACGAAACCAGUAACAAGCAUCACAUCAUCCCAAGUAACUCCACUAGUUGGAAUGGGUACAGGUCAAAAGCAAAUUGGAUUGUUGGCCUCAGUGGCCAGUGAUAAAGCCCAGGAGAAGCAAGGAUUACCAGGACAAGUGCAAACAGUCAUCAGUGGAUUAUCACCAGUUGUUGGUGGUGCUGGUGUAUCAGCAGGCUCACAAAAUAUAGCGGAGGAACAGGAUAGACUGUCCAAUCGCGAUCGAUCGACUAGAGAGGCUGAGCAAGAACGCCAGUGGAAGCAGUUGCAAGCCCUUAGACAACAGCAGGCACAAUUACAACAGCAAGUUAUUCAUGAACAACGUGUACAUGCUAUGACAAGAGUUCAUAGGACAAUUAGUGACGAUGGAUCUCAGAUGACUACUGAUGCUAAUUCUGGGCUUACACAAUUACAAGUUACAACGUCACAAGAUGGUACCCAACUGGGACCAAUGACAUCACCCUCGCCAGGUUCCCGCGGCACCUUUGCCACACCCCCAUUGAAAGUAAAUCGAAUAGCGGCUCCACAGAGCCCCCUGCAAGGCCAUCCUCGGCUACCAAAUCAAGCCUGUGCCACUGUGACACGUCCAGUGGGGACAGUCGUUCGCCCUGGGUUGACAAAUACCUUCCCCCAACCACCCUCACCAUUUUCCCCACAGGCACCCCAGUCACCCCAUGAUUUUCCUCAGUCGCCAGCCUCCUCCCAGCCCCAAGAGCACUUCCAGAGGUUCGAGAAUCCUGAGGGCUUCAGCCAAGGGAAUCAAACCCCUCGUCCAAUAAUGUCAGGUACCCCUACCUACUCCACAUCCCCUAGAAACGAUGUAUUUUCUCAACCACCUGGUACCCCACGCGCUAUUUUCAAUCCACCAACACCUCGUACAACCACACACGUCUAUGCUCCAUCACGUACUCCCGAUCCUUAUAGCAAUCAGCCCCAAACACCUUCGCCAGCGUCGAGUUAUACAUCACCUAGGGCAGAAUCACGACAGGAACCCCAGCCGUCUGAGGUAUUCAGUCAACAGCCUGAAGUUAAUCGACAACUGCGGGAUCUCCUUCAGAGACAACAGUUCAGCAAAAAAAUUGAGCAAAUACCUGGGAAUUGGAGUCAGGAACCACCGAGUCCCGCAGGGGAGGGAGUUCCGCAGCCGUUUGAGCAGGGACAUGUUCAGAUUUCUCAGCAUAUACAGCCGGCUCCUAAUAACGUUGAAGGAACUUUCAGACAUCCUUUACCACCUGGUAUCAGACCCAGAAUGCCUCUUCAGUUGAAUGUUUUCAUCAGGAAUUCACAAGGAAAUGUCGACGCAAGGCUUCAAGGAAUUGAUCCCCGAACACGUAUGCUCGUUCAGCGUCCUCCAAUUUCAAACCUUCCUCAACAGCACUUCCAGAAUCAACAGCUCCAAAAUCCCCAACAAAUUUUGCAACAGAGAAUGCCAGCCCCCCGGAAUGCAAUGUCCGAACAGUACGAAAUGCUCCAGCAGUCUCCUCAAGUACCUCAGCCCCACUCCCAAAUUCAAGCUACGCCUCAAUCUCUAAGGUUCCCAGAUCCUAAUCAACCUAUGCAGAGGAUCGUUCGCGCUCCUCAGGAUAUUAAUCAAAGUGUGAGAAUGAUGUCACAGCAGAGCAUGCCACGUCCACCUCUGAUACCAGCAACCGUAAAUGAUAAUCCGCCCACGUCAGAAGCUUCAGAAAUUCCAGAUAAUGUGACAGCUGAACUUGAGAAACUCGAGCAGGAGGGAGCACCCAUGGUUGAGGUCGAGGGCGUCAGUGCAAUAUUAGGUGAUUUGGCUGAAGAUGAUGACGAACUUCUUGCUGAAAUGGGUGCAGAUUUCAAUAUCCUUGAGUACGCUGAUCCUGAAUUGGAUAAUAUUACUGGUGGCGAGAAGACAAACAUCUUAGAUAUGGACUUGGAGCAGGUGGAAGUCGAGACGAAGGAGGAGAAGUUGAAGAAAGAAUCCAAAGUUGAGGAACAUAAGACUGAAGAAUUGGGGGGAACGCCGAGUGCUCAUGAGAUGGGAGAUACUACCACUGUUUCAGCACCAGUGGAAGCACCCAAUGUUCCUUCUGCACCUGUUCCAGUACCUCACAUACCUACGAGUCAGAAUCAGGCAUCCAGUGUCCCUAUGCUACCGCAAAAUCAUCCACAAGUGGUGGCUGUCCAGCAGCAGAUGAAUCAUCAUUUGCAACAAGCUGCAGCUAUGGGCAGGCCUAUUCCUCCAGGAAUGAGACUCACUUCGCUUGAUGGGGCUAUUGUUGGGGUAGUCACGUCGACGAAUACUGUUACUGUUAGCUAUCCGUCGACUUUCCCGGGGCACGCACAGAGAGUACAGCAACCCCAUAUGCAACUACAACAGCAAAGAGUAGGCAUGAGAGUACCAGGUGUUCAAGGAGUUCCUGGUCGAGUGGUAUCUGUCAGUCAUAUGGUUGGUCCUCGAAUGCCACUGGCACCACCACCUCCGCCACCACCACCACCUUAUCCAGGCCCUCCACCACCAUAUCCAGGGCCCGUACAGAUGGGGCUGUGCCAAGGUGGGCGGGGUAUGCCACGACCACCGGUGCAUAUCGGUCAUCAAAUGUCCGCUCCUGGUCCACCGAUGGCACCAGUGGUACACACGGGCUCACCUACAGUCGUACCACAUCCACAUCGUAGACCCCUGCUUCUCCAGCAGUCGUGUUCGCAGGAGCAACCGUUGUUACUGGAGGAACUCUUAGAGCAGGAAAAGAGGGAGCAGGAGAAACAACAGAAACAACAACAGGUUGAGGCUGCAACGGCAGGUCCUCUAUUAAGCGACGUUGAGUUCGAAAGACUUCGUGCUGAUGUGCUUGGAUCAGGAACAUUAGGAUCGCCUCCUCAUCAGGCUAUUGCUGGUCCCACUACUGCACCAAUUAUCCGACCUCCAGGCAAGCCACGACCUCCUUCAGCACCGGGGCCUUCGAGUCAAUGGCCGCAGGUGCCUCCAGCCGUUAACUCACCAAUUCAAUCGCCUAGACAGCCAAUUGCGACCCAGACAGCACCAGAAUUGAGAAUUGCAACAUUCAACAUUCCGCACCUACCAGCACCUCCAGCUCCUCCCGAUGUCAUUGUCAGUGAACAAGAUCGAAUAGUCCAACUCCACUACGAGCAAUGGCUAGUUCAUCAAGCCCAAAUUUUAAAGCAACAACAAACCUACUACGAAACAGAAAUGUUGAAACUUCGAAAGGUGAAAAAAUCACUCAACAGUAAGAAGCGUCAGCUCAUAAAAGCUGGUAACGAGUUAACGGAGAGUGACGCAAUCGAGCUUAAAAGAAUCUCAGACGAAGCAGCAGCACUCCAGAAAUUCCUGGAGCCUAGUAGAAAGCAAUUUCGUCAGCACAAUAUCCUGGCUCAAGAAUACCAGAAUAAACAGCAGCAAAGGCAGGUUCAACCUCAGACGUCAGAGCCCUGUUCACCUUUGAUGUCACCCUCUCAACAUUCAUCUCCAAUGCACAGCCCAGCUGGACUUGUGUCUCACAGCCCUGGGCCAGGCUCAGCAGGAAUGAUUCAACACUCCCCAGCAACAUCGAUGAUUCAACACAGUCCAAAUGCUCAGAUGUUGCAGCACAGUCCAGGAACACAACAGCCAACUAAUCCUGGAACUAUGUCACCUCACAGCAUGCAACCCUCUCCUAGAAUAGGAACGCCGCACUCUCAAGGUGAGGAGAGUCCUUUCAGCCCUGGAGCAAUGCCAUCUCCCGGCAUGUGUGGACCAUCAGCGAGGAUGACAUCUCCUCAACAUCGCGCUGUCAUGAGCAGUAGCAGACUUGCCACUAGUCCUGGAGCAUUCCCCCAAGAUCGAGGGAACCAGCAAAUGAUGAGUGAGCAGUCUGUGAGACUCCAAAAUAUUCAUCAGAGAUUCGUGAGACCCUCGAACAUUGGGGAAAUGGGACAAAGGCCGAGAAUGCAGAUGCAGGGAGGAAUCAUUUACAAUCAACGAUCACCUCUGGGCAGUCCUCAACCCUCUCAACAACAGCAUCAACAGAUGAUGACUCAACAACAGCAUCAACAAUUAUUGCAGAGACAAAUACAACAGCAGCAGCAACAGCAACAACAGCAACACGAAAAUACAAUGAAUCAAGAACAAAACAUAAUAAAUCAGAGAAAUAUUAUGGCCCAACAGAGGCAAAUGCUGUCCCAGAACCAACAGCAACAGCAGCAGCACGUAAUGCAGAAGCCUCCAACCUCCCCAAUGGUAUCCCAACCUGCAAACUCUCCAAGUCCGCAGCUUCACCAACCAAUGCAACAAAAUUACGGACAACCUCCGAAUUCCCCAAUGCCUAGAAGUCCAAUGGUGCAACAGACAAUGGGUUCUCCAAUGCUUCAACAGCAAUUGAGCCAAAACUCUCAACCCCCUAGUCCUAUGGGAGGGAGAAUCCACCAUCCCCCAACAUCGCCAAUGGUCUCCCAGUACCAACCGAAUCCUCCCAGCCCGAUGGCGAGAUCUCAUCCAUCAACAUCUCCAAUGCUAUCACAUCAAUUGAAUAAUCAACAUCACCCGCCUCCUCCCCCGAGCUCACCAAUGCCCAGGAGUCCAAUGGUCGCUGGUUCUCCCAUGCAGAUGCAGAGAAGACAAUCCAGUGGAAACAGUCCUGCCAUGCCGGAUAGACCUCAGAGUGUAGAAAAUCCAGGAACACCGAGAACUCCUCACACACCCCAUACCCCUCAUUAUAAUCAACAAAACUCUGGACACGUUGACCAACAACAACAGCAGAUGAAUCAAAAUCAAAUGGAAACUUCUCAGUCAGACCAUCAGAAUCGAGGAGGUGGAAAUCCUCACAAUCCCAUGAAUCCAAUUCCCUUAAAAAGAAAUUUUGGAAGGUUUGGAUUCAUCAAACUAGGGCUUCGAGGAGGCUCUCCCAUGUGGUCUACUAAACCUGAAUCCAGCAAAGGAAAGACAGAACCGAGAAUAUCAACCAAUGCUGUGGCCGAUGAAAAACCGAAUACCUCAGCUGUUCAUAGGAAGACUGGCAUCUCUCAGUCGAAAAUAAAUAGUCUAGUUUGUGCUGAUUACAAUGAUUUUGAUGAUGACUCUCAUACUCCACCUCAAACACCACCGAAUAGAGCAGAUUCUAAGGUCAUUCAGGGAACUGUUCCGGAUAAAUCUAGUAGUCUGGGUAUUGAGAGCCCCAGUGAUAAAUUGGAAACAAUGCCUGACACGACUGAUUACGAUGAUGACAAGACAAUACUGAAUGAAGAGGUGACAUUGAGUUCUACAGCUCAAAGGGACAAUGACGAUAUUACAGUCAUAGAAGAAUUCUCGGAAUCAGAGCUUGGAGAUGUAGUCCUGGGUGCUCUGGAUCCGGAAAUGCAGGAGGAAUAUGUUCUCUUUGAACAAGAUAUGGUGGUAGAUCUCUCAGUGGAUUCCAAUGAUUCAUUAAGUCAUGCAUUAGUUAACAAUAGCAAUCAAAAUCAUGAUCUCGUUCAGAUCCUUGAAAUUCAACAAGCUCAUGACGAUCAUGUCCUCAGUGAUGAUGAAUUAAUUCCAACUCAGAAUAGAAACAAGAAGGGGCUUCGGUUGGAUAUCGUUAGAACUCUUGGUAGUGGAAAACGUUUGGUGGCUGUGACUGAUACUCCUGAAUCACCUGAUCAAGAGGAGUUGAUCGAUCAUUCACCUGGGACAUCUCCAUUCCUCGAUGACCGGGAAGAUCACAACUUCAUGACACUCGUUGGCGAGUCCGAGGUGGUCAUCAUUGAUUCAGACAUCAAGUCCCCUGAGGAUCAUUUAUCUAAGGAGGAUUGUGGAGACGAUUGUGAAACUGAAAAGAUUGAUUGUAAUUCUGUGGAUGCUAGUCAAAAGACCAUUGAUAAUGUGGACACAUCGACAUCUGCUGAAGGGAUUGAUAAGAAAAGUCCUCAUUUCAAUUUUUCUGACAAGUCCCCUACGAGUUCAACCGCAAUUGACAAUCCACCUCGGAUUUGUUCUGAUGUUCAACUUAUUCCUCUCGAUGAAAUUAUGGUUAUUUCCUCAAAAACCGCAAGUAGCCCUCCUCCAGGAAAUCCAGUGAAAGAUAUAACUUCGGCUCCAUCAACUGACUGCCAGACGUCAUCGGUUUUACAUGAGAAAGACUGCAGAAAUCUUAUUGGUGAUGUACAAAUCUUUGUGACAUCAAGUCCAAUUGCCAAGGAAACUCCAUUCGUAAAGCAACAAAAAGUCAACUCUGUUGACAUUACUGAUGGACCAGUUGGGGCUCCUAAAACCGAUGAUAAACAAGAAAUCACUGUAGAAUCGAGAUCUGUAUUCCAUACACAAAUUGAAACUGAGACAAUUGUCAAUCCUGUCUCUGUGAAAUCCUCAACGGUCUCACCUGUGAAUCCAAAACCAUUGAUUCCGGAGUUAUCUCCAAAAGAGAAUCCAUCAUCAUCACCAACAGUGAGCCCUGCAACGUCUGACAAAGUACCGGCAAUCAAUAAAUCAAAAAAAGAUCCAGAGGACUUACCUUCCAAGGUUGAACAAGUCAUCCCCAUUCCAGCUAUUGCUAACUGUACUACAUCGUCCUCAGAAAUCCUCGACGAAUCCUUAGAAGAGAAGAAGACUGAUCCUUUAAACACAACCGACGAGCUUGAGGACAUGCUGGAGAAGAUCCACAAUCCCGCUGAGAGUGCUAUGAACGGUGAGAGUAAAAAGGAAAAGCCUGUUGUCUCGCCCCUUCAGAGGAUAUCCCCAGUUGUCGAUGAAAUGUCCUUAGUUAACAUUCUUGAAAGCGAUACAGAUCCCAUCAUCAGUGAGAAAAAACAAGACGAGAGAGAAGAUAAAUUCGACCUAAAAAUUCAAAAACCCGAGUCUUCAACCACUUUAGACAGAAAACCCGACCUAAAAUCAUCAUUAAAGCCUUUCGAAGAUUCUGUUCAGCCAUCAGAAGAUCCAUGUGAGUCCCCAGAGGAUAUCCUGGAUAUGCUGGACAACAUAAUCUCCACGAAACCAGAAAUGGUAGAUACUGACAUUCUAGAAGAAGACAGAUCCAGAAAAUCGAGCCUGAUUUAUCAACUACCAACUCCUUUGGAGUCUCUUCCCCUAAAUAUUCUUCAAGAUUCGUUGAUGGAUUUGGAGACGUCGGGAGAAAAUGAUACUCACAAUGAGGAGCCCCCACCAAUUCAAAGCUCAGUUAAAUCUCCAGCAACAGAAAAUAGGCCAGCAAGAACGAAGAGCCCAUCACCAUCUCAGCCCCCCACAACAGCGGUGGUUAACACUGUUGCACAGUUACAACGAAGCACGACGACAGUUCCUCAUUUAUCACCCAUAUCAAAGCCUACAGAGUUGACUUCGAAUGUUGCAAACGUCUCCCAUCAACUGAGAACCUUAUUGUCAUCCCUGCAGACCAAUCACUCACAGAGCUACACGACAGCUGGACAGGCGACAUUAGUCUCCAUGGUCUCAUCAGUCUCCUCAAUAUCAAAGACAAGCAUUGUGGUGACUGCUACCGGAACGAACUCUCUCAUUAGUUCAUCAACCACAAUAAACUUCACUAAAUCCUCAGGCGACACCACGAGCACCUACUCAGGUGGAACGAAGGAAUCUUCAAGUGUCAUUCCUGUAUUAAACAAAACCACGGCUUCAGAACAGUUUAAUAGAAUCUCGUCAAGCUCAGUUGGAGGUGCUCUGGCGAAUUUACCUUCUCCAACGAUUACCUCAAGACCUGGGACUAAUUCGGGAAUUUCUAUUACUUCCAAUGCAAUGUUGAAUGCUAUGCUAUCCAGAACAACUUCGCUAACAAAGCCAACGAUAGCUGGUCAUCGAGCUAACACCAUCACCAGUAACUUAUUGAGUUCGGUCCUGCCAACUCCAACAGUGCAAAAAUCGCAGAACAUCCAGGCAAUUCUCCAGGUGAGCUCGAGUGGAUCAAUUCCAGCGAAACCUUCUCUGAAUGCCCCAACAGUGGCAACUUCUUCGGUGCAGUCAGCGAAGACUGUUGUGCCUCCAAUGGUAUCCAACGUCAAUACCAUCAAUGUGACCACUUCAAUUCUCCAAUCAACGUUAUCACAAGCACCAACACUUCUUCAUUCACAAUUGUCUGGACAGAAUCAGUAUAAAACAACAGGGCUUUUACCGAUUGACAACAAAGGUGGGGAAUCGGACAGUCUAGUUCAGACCACCAAAGAUGAAGAGGUCAAGGUGUGUCAAACUGGAGUUGCUAAACCUGAAGAUAUUAAGGGGAUGAAUGCCCACAGGAUGGAAGAGUCUCAAAACGUUCUUCUCAAACAACUCUUGCAGAAUACAGCAUGUGCGACGACAGCACCAUCUUCAUCGACAUCAUCGGCACCAAAUUUGCCAAUAGUUCCAUCCUUGGAGGCCCAACUGGCACGACCUAUUCCUACUCCACCACCAUCACUGAUACCACCUCUAUUAAACAAAAUCCCAAGUACGAAAGCAGUUACGAAACAAGUGUUCACCAGGGAAACAUCAUUCGUAUCUCAAGUCCCUGUCUUGAAAACUCAGAGUCCUCCCACGAAAGAAGACUCUCCGAAACCGACGACUUCAGUAUCCUCAGGGUCCGUUCCCCCUCUCCAGACAGUGCAGCCUGUUCAAACCAUCCAAAGAUCAAUGGAAAAUGUCCCAAAGGUGUCAUCUCCUCAGAUCGUAUCUCAACCUGUUGUAACAGUCGCUACUAAACCAGUUCCUCAGACACAAAAAAUUGAAUCUCCCUCUCAGGCAGAGGUUUCCACAGCUGUCAGCACUGUUCCGGUUGCCGCAAAGACACCGACGUCAGAGUCAGCACCUUCAGUGCAGCAAAUCAGAGUGACAACUGUUCCAACGACAUUCGCGCGGCUCGUACCAACAGCUAAACCACUCCAGCCGCCUCCAGCACAGAAGAUAAUGCCUCCAAGUCCACAACUAUCAAAUAACAUUCAGACUCCACCACAACCAUCAACACCAGUAUCAAUAACCCCUCCACAGACACCUCAACCCCAGAAUCAGGGUAUAUCAGGAGCACCGCAACAAAAACAAACAGUUCAAAUACAACACCAAUUGCCCCAACAACUACAAACACCAAGAACCCAAGUAGUUAAUACUCUACAACCGUCAGUGCCUCAGACGAUGCCCAUUAAAAUUGGCCAUCAAGCUCACCUCCAACAGGGUGUAAUUGCGCAACACACAGUGCCUUUAGUUGAAGUUAAAAAAGAAAUUCUCGAUGAAGUACUGUCGGGUAAUCCACCAGUGCAGAAUUCUGAUGCCAAAGAUUUUCUUACUGCCAAAGAGGAGAUUAUGGAUGGUACCAUUGACGAUAAAACGGAUCUGAAGAAGAUGAAGAGAAGACAGUAUCAACAGAAAAGACGACAGAGCCAGGGAAAGGAUGCCGCUUCCCAGCCACAGAAAAAGAGAUCACGCAAGGUGUCACGAUUGGAUGAGGAUUACGAUACGUUUAUAGAUAACCUGAUGGUGCAAUUGCGUCAGUUACCUCAAAUGACAGUGCUGGAGCCACUUCUGGGGAGGAACUUCGGCGUUUGCCCCAUCUUUGGAUCUGGAGACCUUCCAAAAAUCGGGACUCAGAGGGAGUACAACACUAGGACUGGUGACUGCACGGGAGUUUAUGGAGUGGCUAGGCUUCUGGGUGUCUCUGAUCACUAUAAUACCCAGCCUUUUGGCGAACAGGAGCCCUCGACUCCUCAGCAACCAACUUCUACUCAACGAGGCUUCUACGAUCAAGAGUUUCCACCGCUCAAACUGGAUGAUGCUCUUGAUAAAAAAGAGAACCAGUUGAUGACUCGUGACGUUGACACUCCAGACACAAUUGUUAGUUCUUCUUCUCCUGAGUGUGUUAUUCCAGAAUUCGUCAAUCGUUUUCCAGGAUUGAGACUCAUUGAAGAGGAAUCUGACGAAGAGUCUGACUGGCUGAAAAGAGUCUCUCCAGUUAUUCCUCUUAUCUCUCCCAUUCCAAUUCGUCUGAAACCAGCUCACAUCAAAGACAGUUCGAAACAGGAUAAGGAGAAUCUGGGGACCACGAGAGUGGGCAAAUCUCCACCAAUUGCUCUACGUGACAAUGGCAAUGUGACGGUGACAUUGACACUUAAUAGUCAAGCAGCUGAUGACAUCAUGGGGGUCCUCAAGGAUCUCGCCAAUAUCCUGAACAUCUCCGCACCUAAUGGCUACCAGAUUGUGGAGAGAACAACAACUCCACCGUCCCAGAAACUUGGACUGUAUCGAACGAAGGGAAAGGAUGGCAAAGAGGGUGCACCUAUUGAUAUCCAGAGCAUCCUCAAUGGUGCUGCUAAAUUCUGUCGACAUUGUGACGUUGUGAUCCUCAACAGCUUAAUCCGUAAAAAGGUAUCAGAUCUCCCAUUCCUGAGUAAGGAUGAAGCAGAACCAGGGGAUGAGCUCUGCUUCUGUUCGGCUGCCUGCUAUAUGCAAUUCGCCCUUAUGCAUCGAACCCCAACAACCCAGGGGAAAGCAGCAACAAUAGUGGAUCAUUUGUGUUCAAAAACAGACGUUAAACUUCUGGACAAUACUCUGAAGAAGAAAUUCCAAGACAAGCGCUCUCUAGACAAACCAAAUCUUAUAUUGGAGGGUUUGGACGUCGAUUCCAUGGAGAUCAAUCCUGACAUAAAAAUCAAAACCGAAAAAGAUGAUUCCGAUGGUACCAUGAUCCCUGAUGAUCUAAUGCAGCUCGAUGAGAAGAGGCCCAAGAAACAUUCUGCAUCUGACAAUUUGGCCAUCGAUCCAGCAGACACUCAGCCUCCAGCCAAAGUCUGGAGAGGACUCAAAUAUAAACUCUGGACAAUGGGCGGUAUUCAACCAGCGACGAAGUAUAAGAAACCAACGGACAGAGAGAUUACAGAAAUGUUGUUCAGAAUGGGAGUGACUGUUUCUCCGGUGAAGACUGAAGACAGUCGUCGAUGUAUGUUCUGUCAGAACCAAGGGGAUGGCGCUGCUGAUGGACCCGCUCGUCUACUGAAUUUCGAUGUUGACAAAUGGGUGCAUUUGAACUGCGCAUUGUGGUCUGAAGACGUUUAUGAGACAGUCAAUGGAGCCUUGAUGAACCUGGAUGUUGCUCUUCAACACAGCUUGGUCCUUAAUUGCGUGGCUUGUGAAAAACCUGGAGCCACUGUAAAGUGCUUUAAAAACAGAUGCACCAAUGUUUACCAUCUUGGUUGUGCAGUCAAGGAUGGUUGCGUUUUCUACAAGAACAAGAGCACCUUCUGCGCUCAGCAUAUCCAGAAGAACGACAAGGAUAAUGAACUAACAACUCUAUCAGUCUAUAGGAGAGUCUACGUCAACAGGGAUGAGAAUCGUCAAGUGGCAGCUGUCAUGCAUCAUUCUGAACAUAAUCAUCUUCUCAGAGUGGGGAGCCUCAUUUUCCUCAGUGUGGGCCAACUACUGCCUCAUCAAUUAGCCAAUUUCCAUACUAGCAAUUAUAUCUAUCCCGUGGGUUACAAGAUCGUGAGAUUCUACUGGAGCAUGAGACGACCCAACAAACGAUGUAGAUACGUCUGUUCCAUUCACGAUGUCUCUGGGCGGCCAGAAUUCAGGGUCCUCGUGCAGGAGCCUGCCCAGGAGGAUGUUGAAUUGAGGGAUGCAUCCCCCAGGGCAGUAUGGACUAGAAUUCUCCAGCCGCUGGCCGAUAUGAGACAGAGUACGAAUAAUGUUCAGUUGUUUCCGAGGUACGUCUCUGGGGAGGAUUUGUUCGGCCUGACGGAGCCGGCUAUUGUUAGGGUCCUAGAGAGUCUCCCUGGAAUCGAGACGUUGACAGAUUACAGACCCAAGUACGGAAGAAAUCCCCUUCUGGAGUUGCCACUCGCUAUCAAUCCAACUGGAAGCGCCAGAACUGAAGGACGACUCAGAAAUCAACUGCCUUGGAAGAGACCGCACACCCAGAGAACUGGCUCCUCAGCAAGGGCCACCUAUGCUCCAGCAGCUGCUGUCGCUGGAGAAGUGGCGUGUCCCUAUUCUAAACAGUUUGUACACUCCAAGAGCUCGCAGUACAAAAAGAUGAAGCAGGAUUGGAGGAAUAAUGUCUAUUUAGCGAGAUCCAAAAUCCAAGGUCUGGGGCUCUAUGCAGCGAGGGACCUCGAGAAACAUCAAAUGGUCAUUGAGUAUAUUGGGGAAAUCAUCAGGACCGAACUUGCCGAGACCAGGGAAAAACAAUACGAAGCUAGGAAUCGAGGAAUUUACAUGUUUCGACUUGACGAAGAACGAGUGGUAGAUGCAACGUUGUGCGGUGGCUUGGCACGUUACAUAAAUCACUCCUGCAAUCCCAAUUGUGUCGCCGAGAUCGUUGAAGUUGAGCGUGAUCUCAGAAUCAUUAUUUUUGCUAAACGGCGAAUCUCACGCGGUGAAGAGCUGGCAUAUGACUACAAAUUUGACAUUGAAGACGACCAGCAUAAGAUAGCAUGCGCCUGUGGUGCGCCCAACUGCCGCAAGUGGAUGAACUAAUCGAGCUCAAUCCACAAAACACUGUUGUUAUUGUUGCUAAGUUUUUUCGGUAGGUUUUACAAUGGAGAUGAUUGAAAACAAAUUAUAUAUAUAUUAUAUAUAAAAAAAAUGAAUAGACAUAUUAUUUAAUUUGUAAAGUGCCAUUGCAGUUUGUCUAAAUGAUCGAUUAUAGUGAAGUUGGUGCUACGCCAUCACGACAUUCCUCCAAAGUUGUACAAUAUUAGCUUUUACUUGAAAAAAAAAAGAGAAAUGAAAGCCGCAUUAUGGCGGACAAAUAAUGGAGAGUGGAUCGAAUCAACUUGUAAAUUUCAAUGAUUUAAAUAAUGCAAAUUGAUAAAUAGUGGGGUGUUGAAGAGAAAGAGGGGGGCUUAUGGGUGGUGAAUGGAAGGAGGAUUUAUGAAAUUUGUAUCUUUGUAACUGAGAUGUGUGGAGCCAAAAUAAUUUUUAAAAGAAUAAUGGUUUAUCCACAUUGUAAUAUAGAAAACAUUUAUUAAUUGAUGCAUAUACAAUUGCACUCGUGUCUGUACAUAGGUAGAAGUCCAAUAUUAUUUUCAAUCACCAGAAAUUGAGUGAAUAAUUGAUGAAAAAAAACAACAAAUUAUGUAACAUAACAAGUACCUAAUGUAAAAUUAUAUACAAUUAUAACUAUUUGAUUAUACAAUAAUAAAUCAAUAUAAAAAAUA